UCUCAGUCUCACAUUCCCCGCACUGAGGCCCGAGUUGCGGGAGCUGCAGUUGAACAAGAGCCGGGAGGAGAGGAGGGUCGGGGCUCCGGGUGAUGGAGGAAUGAGGGAGGGAAGAGCCGGAGCGAGUUGCGGGGAGAGAGCGGAGGGGAAGGCAGUGGAGGCGGCAGGAGAGAGAUGGAGGCGGGGGAAGUGCGAGUUCUCUGCGGGACUGGCUCUGAGUCCACGCCCGGGGCAGCGCUGCGGAUCUGGCCGUCAUUCAAGCGCCGCUUCCCGAGCCUCGAUCACUGGAGGAGAAGGAGCCCGGGCUGAGUCCCAGUCAGUAGAGAGUCUCUCAGACUGGUGUUAAGGGUUUGCCCAGUGUAGGAUGAACGGAGCAGCUGGUGGUGUCACACAAGCAAAAAUGACGGCCCCAAAAGAUCAAGACCCAUGGUCCCAGGAUGAAAUGUUGACUCUCAUACAAACCAUGAAGACCCUCCUGCCCAGCCAGGACAACUCCAAGUUCAAGACCACAGAGUCCCACCUGGACUGGAACAAGUUGGCCUUCAAGAACUAUUCCGGUUCCAUGUGUCGCCAGAAGUGGAUGGAAAUCUCCAAUGAGGUCAGGAAGUUCCGGACUCUCUCGGAGUUGAUCCUGGAUGCGGAGGAACAUGUGAGACAUCCAUACAAAGGCAAAAAGCUGAAGAAACACCCCGAGUUUCCCAAGAAGCCACUCACCCCUUACUUCCGCUUUUUCAUGGAGAAGAGAGCUAAAUAUGCAAAGCUGCACCCCGAAAUGAGUAAUCUGGAUCUCACUAAGAUUCUGUCCAAAAAGUACAAAGAGCUGCCAGAGAAGAAAAAGAUGAAAUACAUCCAGGACUUCCAAAGAGAGAAGCUGGAGUUUGAGAGGAACCUGGCUCGAUUCAGGGAGGAGCAUCCUGAUCUCAUGCAAAAUCCAAAGAAGUCUGAUGUCCCGGAGAAGCCCAAGACCCCUCAGCAGCUGUGGUACAACCACGAGAGGAAGGUCUACCUGAAACUGCAUGCAGAUGCCAGCACUAAAGACGUGAAGGACGCAUUAGGGAAGCAGUGGUCCCAGUUGACUGAUAAAAAGCGCCUGAAAUGGAUCCAUAAGGCCCUGGAGCAACGCAAGCAAUAUGAGGGCAUAAUGAGGGAAUACAUGCAGAAGCACCCAGAACUCAACAUCGCAGAAGAGGGCAUCACUCGCUCAACUCUCACCAAGGCUGAGCGCCAGCUGAAGGACAAGUUUGAUGGCCGGCCAACCAAGCCUCCACCGAACAGUUACUCCAUGUACUGUGCAGAACUGAUGGCCAACAUGAAGGACGUUCCCAGCACAGAGCGCAUGGUCCUCUGCAGCCAAAGGUGGAAGCUGCUCUCCCAGAAGGAGAAGGACGCCUACAACAAGAAGUGCGAGCAGAGAAAGAAAGACUAUGAAGUGGAGUUGAUGCGUUUCCUUGAGAGUCUCCCAGAAGAGGAGCAGCAGAGGGUUCUGGCUGAAGAAAAGAUGGUGGGUAUGCAUAGAAAAAGAACUAACACCGCAGCAUCAAAGAUGGCCACCCAGAAUGCUGCAAAGGUAAGGAGCAGAUCUGGACAGGCCGACAAGAAGAAAGCAGCAGAUGAGAGGGCCAAACUCCCGGAGACUCCCAAAACCGCCGAAGAAAUCUGGCAACAAAGCGUGAUUGGAGACUAUCUUGCUCGCUUCAAGAAUGACCGCGCUAAAGCCCUGAAGAGCAUGGAGGGCACGUGGCUAAAUAUGGAGAAAAAGGAGAAAAUCAUGUGGAUAAAGAAGGCAGCAGAGGACCAGAAACGCUAUGAGAGAGAACUAAGUGAUAUGCGUGCCACUCCGACCCCAACGACAGCAGGAAAGAAGGUCAAGUUCCUGGGAGAACCCAAGAAAGCACCCAUGAAUGGCUACCAGAAGUUCUCCCAGGAGCUCCUGUCCAACGGAGAACUCAACCACCUCCCCCUUAAGGAACGUAUGGUAGAAAUUGGAAGCCGGUGGCACAGGAUUUCUCCCUCUCAGAAGGACUAUUACAAGAAGCUGGCAGAGGACCAACAGAGGGUCUAUCGUACUCAGUUUGACACCUGGAUGAAGGGUUUAUCGUCACAAGACCGGGCAGCAUACAAGGAACAGAAUUCAAAUAAACGCAAAAGUACAGCGAAAAUACAGGUUCCCGUCGCGAAACCCAAAUUAGUAGCUCAGAGCAAAUCGGAUGAUGAUGACGAAGAUGAUGAUGACGACGAGGAUGAAGACGAUGAUGACGACGAGGAUGAAGAUAAGGAGGACUCGUCUGAAGAUGGAGACUCUUCAGAGUCUAGCAGUGAUGAGGACAGUGAGGAUGGAGAAGAGAACGAAGACGAAGAAGGCGAGGAGGACGAGGAUGAAGAAGAGGACGACGAUGACAACGAAUCGGGAUCCAGCUCUUCUUCCUCCUCUUCUGCAGACUCUUCAGACUCGGACUCUAACUGAAGACAAGAAAAUUUCAAUCGGACUUUGGGGGGCGGCUUCAGAAAUACAAAAAAAAAAAAGGAGGGGCAAACAAUUGUUACCCUUUUCAGGGCUGUUAGGGUUUAUUCUAGUAUGGCUUGGAAUCUUUGCCGCCAUGUUUGUAGGGGCGGCUUUACAGGGUCACGUUGUUAGGAGAUGGAGGGCACGUUUGCUUUCGAGGGGCAAGAGGGGAUCUCCUCUGGUGCCGUAUUGUCACCCAUUAUUCCCGUUCUCUGUAUAGUAACGUUCUCAGUACUGUUUUCGGUUAUUGGACUCCCGUAGUUAUGCCCCCUCCCUUCUAUGUCUUCCUAUGUGUGGCACCUUUUUAUAGCACUCUCCUACUAUAACCAGCACUCUCACCUGUACCAAGUCUGUCUCCCUUCUUUAGCUGCCCAAUUCAUUCAUUUGUUCAAUUGAGAUCCAAACGUGGUUCUGUUUGAUAUCCCCACGGACAAUAUGGAGUUGCCUCUGCUUUGCCAUUUGCAUAUAGUCUGACCCACUCAGCUUCCCGUUAUGUUCUGGUCUAUAUCGGGCCUUGUCCUUUCUAUCAUUCCCGUUUUCUUUCCAUAAUCUCGUAUAGUAACCCCGCAGUUUAAAUGUCAUUCUGUCCUUCCAGCGUCCGUACCAAUGGCCGACAUCGUGAUGGCAGGAAUAGAUGGUUAAUAUCACUUCUACUCUGUAAUAUAUGUGGACAGCCUCUAUGUAAUAUAAUUGUGGGAGGAGCUAUGGCAUGUUUUGGGAGGGGGUGUAACCCAUAUAUAGGCAGUCACAUGGCAGGAAGACACUCUACACUGUAGAGAUGGCCCCCCCCCCAAAAGAAAAACAAAAACUUUUUUUUUUUUUUUUUGCGGGCAGGUGGGCUGUUUAAUUUUUUAUUUUGCUUGUACCUAAAACAAUGUUGUAUUUUAGCAGACCUGUUUUAGUAUCUCUCUUUUUUUGUUUUUUCCUCUCAAAAAUAACUUUUUUUUUCUGUUUAAAAAAAAAAACAUUUUCUUUUGAUAUUGUUUCUCUUUUUGGGGAAAUGUAGAUUCUUACGGUGUGAUACGAACGCACGGUGAGAGGUUAAAAAAACCCUUUUAGUGCAUUUUCAGCACUGCGGAAAAAAAAAAUAGGACGUGAGCCGUGUUACAAAAAAGAAAUUUUUUUUCCUUUUUUUUUUUCUCCCUGUAUCGAUGAUAUUUAAAAAGACAAAAAGCGCUUUUUUUGUAGUUUAAAAUUUAAAAAUGACCAAAAAAAAAAAAAACUGAAAAAAAAUGUGUUUUGUAACAUCCGUUGAUUUAGUGUAGGCAGUUUUCGGAAUUGCGUGCGUUCUCAUUUUUGUUUUGUAAAAAGAGGGCGGGUGGGGAGAGGUUUUUCUGUUCAGUACUCUGGAAAAUAAAAAGAGAACUUUAGGGAAAA
This is a messenger RNA of Xenopus laevis (African clawed frog), 3880 nucleotides long. It is a transcript of the gene ubtf.L, whose product is annotated as upstream binding transcription factor L homeolog. Gene Ontology annotation, biological process: RNA polymerase I preinitiation complex assembly. NCBI's taxonomy places the organism in Eukaryota, Metazoa, Chordata, Amphibia, Anura, Pipidae. Gene Ontology annotation, cellular component: nucleus. The transcript has 20 exons. The record is from RefSeq and is a predicted model, not a curated record. The coding region runs from base 365 to 2464 and encodes 699 amino acids. Gene Ontology annotation, molecular function: DNA binding.